Messenger RNA from Candidula unifasciata, 840 nucleotides. Lineage: Eukaryota; Metazoa; Mollusca; Gastropoda; Stylommatophora; Geomitridae. The record is from the annotation of a GenBank genome assembly.
AUGCGCAAAAAAAGCUACUCGCUUAGCAGGGGCCUCCCUUCUCAGACCUAUACCGGUGAGGCCGGCUUUGAACACGCUUCUUCGACUACGCCCCCGGAAAGCCAGCAUUACAGCCACUCCUGUCUAAAGUCUCGGACGGACCAUAAACGGCUUGAGGUGAAAAUCGCUGAACAAUUGCCGCCAGUCAAUACUCCAUCCUCUACAGCCGGUUCUUUGACUAGCAUGGGCGGUUCCAGCAAUCUUGACCAUGGUCCGUCCAGUUCCGGUCAACCGAUGCUUCCUCCGCCUCACGAACGAUAUUAUCCUUUCACGGAUCCACACCCGCCCGACCCCUACGCUAUAGCCAGAUCAAAACAGCGCGGGAAACGAGUCAUUCUCAACGUUGGUGGAGUCAAGCAUGAGGUACUAUGGCGGACGCUGGAACGAAUGCCUCACACUCGUCUAGGAAAACUCAGGGAAUGUACAACUCAUGAAGCUCUCAUGGAUCUCUGCGACGACUACAACAUCAACGAGAACGAGUACUUCUUCGACAGACAUCCUCGGUCUUUUGCUUCCAUCCUCAAUUUCUACAGAACUGGCCGGCUGCAUCUGGUUGAGGAGAUGUGUGUGUUGUCUUUUUCUGAGGAUCUGGAGUACUGGGGUGUUGACGAGUUAUACCUGGAGUCCUGUUGCCAGCACAGAUAUCACCAGCGAAAGGAACACGUCUUCGAGGAGAUACGAAAAGAAGCGGAAUCCAUCAGACAACGAGAUGAGGAUGAUUUCGGCACAGGAAUGUUCGCAAUAUGGCGGCAGAAAGUAUGGGAUCUUUUAGAAAAACCAACAACAUCUAUGGCAGCCCGG